This is a messenger RNA of Cutaneotrichosporon cavernicola, 2778 nucleotides long. RefSeq lists its product as uncharacterized. Gene Ontology annotation, biological process: regulation of DNA-templated transcription; DNA-templated transcription. The transcript has 2 exons. Gene Ontology annotation, molecular function: zinc ion binding; DNA binding; DNA-binding transcription factor activity, RNA polymerase II-specific. The record is from RefSeq and is a predicted model, not a curated record. NCBI's taxonomy places the organism in Eukaryota, Fungi, Basidiomycota, Tremellomycetes, Trichosporonales, Trichosporonaceae. The coding region runs from base 1 to 2778 and encodes 925 amino acids.
AUGUCAGUUACGCACCUCGUGAUCCGACUCAACAGCGACUCUGGCGGCGAGUCGACUCCCGCAGUACGCGAGCGUAGUUCCGCUCCUCACAGCGCGGCUCUCAGCCACAGCGCGUCGGCGUCACCCCCGAGCAACAUGGACGGUCAACACCAGUCAUCUGUGUCCAAUGGCGGUACCACGCCGCGCGCCAAACGUGAGGAGGAGGAUGAGAUUGACGAGCUCCGUGACGACGAGCCAGUCGCACCGACGCCGGUUCGCUCGGCUCCGCCAGCGCCCGCACAAACCGCUCCUGUCGUCCCAAGCCCCAAACCGGCGACGUCGGGGUCCAAGAGCCGCAAGUCGUCCUGCGACCUAUGUCAUCACCGCAAGAUCAAGUGCGACCAGGUGCGCCCGUCAUGUUCGUCGUGUCUCCGCAAGGGCCACCCAUGUCACUACUCUGAAGAGACCGAAGCCAACAACGUGCAUAACCGCCGCGCCGUGUCCGUCGCCGUCGCCAGCGGCGACCGUCACAUCGAGAUCCCCAAGCCCGUUGCUGUCUCGCAGCGCUUUCAGAGUGCAGGUGGAUCGCCGGCGUGGCUCUCGAGCACCUCUCGGCCGAAGAGCGGCACGGCGACCGUUAGCCGCCCAACCUCGGCCGCCGGGGGUAGUGCCGACCGCAAACGCCGCCUCGACAGGGAUCGCAUUGUGAAUGGCUACGGCUCGAGCUCGGAUGAAGAGGGCGCCGCCGCCCCAACCGACGGCCCCGGUCCAGCCAAGCCGCGCAGGGCCGCCGUCGACAACGACCUUGCCGACAUGAUAGGCGAAACCAAAGAUGACGAGGUCGACGAGUUGGACUCGGGAGACGAGAAGGAGGCCGGCUCGCCGAGAAGCAAGAAGCGGGACGCGUCGGUCGACGACGACCUCUCCAACGACUUGCUCGAGCUCGCCUCUGCGCUCCCGAAGAAAAAGAGGGUGCGCCCCUCCAUGCCCGAGCUCCCCCGUACAUCCUCGUCGAACCGUGCUCGGCCCACGCCCCGCGCAAGCCUCCCGGCGCAGAUCUUGCCCCAACCACUACAAACGGCCACGACCGGUCACCACUCGUCGGUCGCAGCGCGCUGGGACGCGUCCAGCGCUCCGCUACUCACUCUGAUGGGCUCGCUGCCAUCGUCGGAGACGCAGACCAUCCUCUUCCAGACAUUCUUCCAGGACCCCUUCCUCACCGAGGGCAUCUCUCUCCUGCAGCCCCAGUUUGUGGACGACUUCCACUCUCUGAUUGAGCGACGCGCGUCGGCCAAGAUGCGCGAGGGCGACGCCACUACAUUGGCAAACGCAUUUGCUUUUCUCGCCGUCGCCAUGCGUGUCCUACCUGAGGAGACAGGCAAGUUGCUACUCGCGUCCGGCUCGUCCACCGCCAACAGCGCCCCGCGCUCAGCGAGCCGCAUUAUUGCCAACCAGCCGGGUUCGCCCUCCGACCCGACGCCGCUCGACCAGCGCUACUUUGAGCUGGCGCUGCUUGCCGGACAGAUCGCCGAGCAGCGCGACGCGCCGUCAGUCAUGUAUGUCGUGCACAAGCUCAUCCUCUUCCGCUACGCGACCCUCGGCUUCAGAAAGGACCGUGUCGUGCUUGCGGGUGGGUGGCUCGCACAGGCCAUCAAGACUGCACAGGCGUUGGGCAUGAGCAAGGAAUGGGAGGGUAUUCCUCAGGGAGAGCGCGAACUCCGCCGCCGCGUCAUGUGGGCGCUGUACGUCGCCGACCGGCAGUUUGCGUUUGAGACCGCGUUCCCCUACACGAUCUUAGACACGCACCAGGGUAUCCACCUCCCGUCGCCAAUCUCUGAAGCGGAUCUGUACAAGAUCCCGCCUGACGUUCCGACCCUCCCGCCACAUUCGACCGAGGCUGGCCCGACGCAGUGCACAGCGCUCUUCAUCCACACACAUCUUGCGCGCCGCAUAACCCCGAUCUUGGACUCUUUUGCAACCGUGGGCCCGUCUGGGACGCCGCACGACCUCGUCCUCCGGUUUGAUGCGUCACUUGACGCAUUCCAGGACGCGCUUCCGCCGUAUCUCCGUCUGUUCCCUCUGACGGACACCCGCUUUGACUCGGCGCACACGUACCUGGCGCCACACCGCGUGCGCCUGCACUCGACGCUCCUCUCGUACCGACUGGGUGUGCACCGUGCGCACCUGGCAGCGUACUUCUCGCCGUCGAGCUCACCUGGUGUGCGUGCGGUGAUUGCGCAGGUGUGCCUCGCCUCCAUCCGUGUGCAGAAGAGUGCGAAGAUGCUCGACUCCAAGCUGUCAUCGCGGCUAUUCAACCCGGCGACUGUCUUCGAGGCUGCUGCCACUCUGGCCCUUAUUAUGCACGUUGAGCGCUGGGUGGCUGGGCCGACUGCCGCCCAGGCAAUUGGCAUGUCGAGCGAGUACCUUGCUAUGCGCGCGGGCGUCGCCGACGGCUCGGAGCUGCUGGACAGCGUCAGCUCGUCGCUUGACGGUGGCACGUUUGCGCGCGGAGCGGUGCGCGUCCUUCGCGAAGUCGUCACCAAGGUGGACAACGGCCCGCGCUUCCCGUCGUCCGGCUCGCCGCACAACAAGACAAAUGGCAUGACGAACGGCGACAUCCUCUCGCCCAACGGCGACCGCUCGACCUCGCCACAACGCGAGGGCUCGCCAAACGCCAGCAUAGGCCACGCGGGUGUCAACGCCUGGCUCGACUACUGGCGCUCUAACGCCAUUAACAUUGACUACCUCCUCCGCGAGGCAGACUGGAACAGCUGGGAGAAGGUUAUUGCCGGCAUGUAG